Messenger RNA from Syzygium oleosum, 2413 nucleotides. RefSeq lists its product as uncharacterized. The record is from RefSeq and is a predicted model, not a curated record. NCBI's taxonomy places the organism in Eukaryota, Viridiplantae, Streptophyta, Magnoliopsida, Myrtales, Myrtaceae. The transcript is spliced from 17 exons. Bases 141 to 1952 code for a protein of 603 amino acids. Gene Ontology annotation, molecular function: protein binding.
GUCGGGCGCGUAAAUCCAUCGAAGCAGACGUUUCCCUCGAGCUCGAGCAGCCAAUCUCACUCGCCUUCCUCGCUCCGCCUCCUCCUCCUCCUCCCGCGAAUCGAUCUCCGCCUCCUCCCCGCCGGAAGCCGCCGCCGAGCAUGAGGUCAGCUCCGUCGCUCGUCUCUCUCUCCCUGGAAGCCGUCGAGAACGAGCUCCUUCGAGGGGACGAUCUCCUUCCGCACGUCUACGAGCUCCCGGCGCAUCUGUUCGACACCCUGGUGGCUCGCUUGCCGCCGCUGAGCUUGCAGAAGCUGCAGAACGGGAUGCCGAAAUGGAAACGGGACGAUUAUGACGCGAAUGAUUGCUUCACGAAUGGUAGAAAACGCGCGAGGAAUGGGAGCUUCGACGAUGCGUGGAGGUCAUUGUUUAAGCGGCGCUGGGCGGAGCUCGUUGACCAGGUGCGACCAGCUGAUUGGCAACAGGCUUACUGGGAGAUGCACUUGCGGAAUUGCAUAGAUGAAGCAGCGGAGGUUGCAUUGCUCCCGUCCUUUGAUGGGAAACUAGGCGAAAUAAGAAUUUCAGAUGCUAUGUUGAAAUUUCUCGGGUACGAGGGGCAAACUGAUGCUUUAACAUCCAAGUACUCAAAACUUUAUCAGCAUUGCGAACGCUUUGGACACUACAUUAGAUAUCUUAGACUUCAAAAUGUGCUAUGCGUUGAAGAAACUUGUCAUUUGUUGAAGAAUUCUAGAUUGGAAAGCUUGGUACUUCAGUGGAUCAGAACGAAGGAGCAUGUUCAUGGUUUAUGCCAACUUCUGCUCCAGAACUCUGAAACAUUGACAUCCCUUGAAUUUAUUCACUGCAAACUUCCUUCAACUUCAGUGAGUUCAAUAUGUGCUUCGCUUCAUGUUAAGGGAAUGCAAUCUCAUGGAAUAGUGCAAUUCUCCGUUCACGCAUCAAGCUUUCUCGACAGCAAUUCGGUCUUUCCUUCUGAAUUCUCGUCAUUUCUUUCAUGCGGAAGGCACUUGUAUUCACUGAGAUUUUGUGACGCCCACCUGGAUAGACACUCCGCUGGGUUGGUAUUUACUACACUUCUUGAUGCUUCAUCUGACCUAUCCAUCCUUGAUCUCUCUGAUAAUGAGAUAGCAGGAUGGCUUUCUAGUUUCACCUGGAAAUAUAAAGGGAGCGCGAUCUCAUCUAUCGGAGCUAGCAAAUCAUUGGCUUCAUUGUGUGUGCUCAAUCUGAGGGGAAAUAAUCUUCACAGAGAAGAUGCAGACAAUCUUAGACAUGCUCUUGCUCACAUGCCUGCCUUGCAAACACUAGAUUUAAGUGAGAAUCCCAUUGGGGAUGAUGGACUAAGACAUCUAAUUCCCUUUUUGGUUGAGGCAUCUGGAAAAGGCUUUUUCUUGGUUGACUUAAGUCUGGAAAACUGCGAGCUUUCAUCCGACGGAGUUAUCGAAUUCUUAAGUACCCUAUCCACCUUAGAUAAAACACUUGGUUCGCUCUCUAUUUCAGAUAAUAGGCUUGGCAGCCAUGUAGCAGAAGCCUUGCUAAAGUUAUUGGGCACAGCAAUUCCAGUACUUAAUAUAAGUGGUGUUGGAUUGGAUUCUUCUGGCUUUCAAGAGUUACAGAAAGUAUCAUGCAAAUCUUUGAAGCUUGUCAAAAUUGAUAUAAGUAAAAAUCGCGGUGGGAUUGAAUCUGCCAAAUUUUUGUCAAAGCUUAUCGAAUGCGCGCCACAGCUCAUUGCAGUCAAUGCUGCGUAUAAUCUUAUGCCUCCAGAGUCCCUCACAGUCAUAUGCUCAGCAUUGAAAGUUGCGAAAGGUAAUCUUGGGCUCUUGGACUUGAGAGGUAAUAAUUUGGACAAACUUGCCAAUGAUGCGAGCAUGCUUGUUGAUCUUCAACGGGAUGGAAGACUUCGUAUAGUUUUUGAAUCGUCACCAACCUCAGACGCCCCUUAUGAUGAUGAUCCUUGACACUGUCUUGGAGCAUUCGGAAUGUGCAAAAUCUUCUGAUUCCACACACUUUGGGCUUGAAGAUAGAACCUCUUCUCGUUACACAUGCCCUGCCAAAUGUGACAAUUGGGUACUCUUGAUUGCAGUUGAGAGCAUCAGACUACAUUUGGUCUUCAUAGACUGGGAGGUCACCAGCCAUCUCAAGUGGCAUUGUCGUUUAGGGCUGUACAGAGCCUUUCGAACUUAAGGGGCACUGGGUUUUUAUGGCCAAUACAAGAUUCGGGCAAUUUUUUCUUCGCUGAUGGAGUAUGAUUAGCCGAUGUGCACGUACAAUCUCACCAGCGUACAUGUUUCUCCUUCAGACUGUGAGCUGUAGCUGGACUAUCUUAGCUUUUGACUAUCUGCUGUUGGAGUUUCUUUGGCACUUCUAACUCAGGGAUCUAAGUAGGCGCCUAUAUGAAAACUUCGUCCAAUUGCGCUAA